Molecule: messenger RNA, 2058 nt
Organism: Morone saxatilis (striped sea-bass)
Lineage: Eukaryota; Metazoa; Chordata; Actinopteri; Moronidae
Gene: oxnad1
Product: oxidoreductase NAD-binding domain containing 1
Exons: 8
Coding region: 400-1326 (308 amino acids)
Cellular component (GO): mitochondrion
Molecular function (GO): oxidoreductase activity
Source: RefSeq, a predicted model, not a curated record
GCUCGAUGUUGUCUGUCAGUCUGAUGAUGUGUCAAAUAACAUACCGGCAUUGAUAGUCAGCGGUAGCCAGUGAGCCAGCAGCAGCACGACGGAGGAGGUUACACCAAACCUCGUUUAGAACAAUCACAAAUAUACACCUAGUCGUUUAUAUCAGGCGCGUUAUGUAGUUUUAGUUGCUCUCCUCACCCUCGUCCAUUAAAGACAGCCACGGUGGGCGGCAGAGAGCGGUCUUGAGGCUCUUACCUGACAUGAAUGUUAAGCAUUGCGCUAGCUGUGUCUGGAUUAUUCCCUGAGCGGUUUCAGCUGAACCACAUUGUUGAAGGGGGGGGGCUGUUGAAUCUACAGCCGCUGUACGACGGAUUGAUUCACUCAAAAGACACCUGAAAGAAAAAGGUCGCGAUGAGCGUCCCCUGCUUCUUGUUCUCCGCUGCCCGAAGCUUCCCGCGACCCACCGCCGGUCUGCUCUGCUGCCGGCUGCCGGGCCCCAGCUCCGAGACAAGAAGAAAUAUGUCCUCCAAAAGGCAAAUGGACCAUCUAGAGAGAACGGCGAGCAACUCCAGACAAAAUGCUGUGUAUCCAGCUGAGGUAUGUGGCAUCAUAAAUGAGUCUGAGACAGUGAAACGUUUGAGGAUAGCUGUCCAUCCAGACUUCAGCUUCAAAGCAGGACAGUGGGUGGAUUUCUUCAUCCCCAGUGUGGAGAAGGUGGGAGGUUUCUCCAUGUGCUCCAGCCCGGGUUUGCUGCAGAGGGAGGGCAUCGUUGAACUCGCCGUCAAAUACGCCAAACACCCCCCGGCACACUGGAUCCACACCGCGUGUACAGUCGGCUCCAGGGUGGCCAUGCGCGUAGGUGGAGACUUCUUCUUCGACCCGUCGCCGUCUGACCCCUCCGUGGACCUGCUGCUGGUAGCCGGCGGCGUAGGGAUCAACCCCUUGUACUCCAUCCUGUUGCACACCACAGAUCUGCUGCAUCUGAACCAGGCUUCUGGCGGGCGGGACUACAACAUCGGCUCCGCCCACCUCUGCUACAGCGCCAAGAACACCCAGGAACUGCUCUUUAAGAGCUCCAUCAUCGAAGCAUGUCGGGAGUUCCCUGACAAGUUCACGUGUGACUUCCACGUCACGCAACAGAGCGCAGAUGUCGACCCGCACCUCCUUCCGUUUCUCAAGCGUGGGAGAAUCACAGAGGAGGAGUUGCGGGCUCACGUGGACCCGCAGAGGACUUUGUGUUUCCUGUGCGGACCCCCACCCAUGAUUGAAGCAAUUUCAAAAACCCUCAUGGACUUCGGCCUCACAAAAGACAGAAUCCUCUACGAGAAAUGGUGGUAGAACCUCUUAGAAGUCCUGGAAACCUACAGGGUUGUAUUCCUUGUGCUCUUUUUUUUUUUUUUUGCAGUCUUCAGGGGGGAGGAUGUACGGGGUGCGGUGAGAAUAGAAAGCAACUGUAAUAUUCCAGUGAUAUGGAUAAUAUGAGAGCUCAAAUGCUUGAGGAAGUACGCCCUCCGAUCCCUGCUGCUGCAACCUGUGCCUGAUCUGUGAUAGACCGCUGGGACCACCCACCCUUCAGCUAGCAGCUGACUCACAAAGACAAUAGAAGACGAACAAAGAAAUUCUUACAAUCUUAAAAGAACGACUGAGCAGACUGUAAAAUCUCAACUUUGGCAAGACACCGUUCAGAUCACUGCCUAGCUGAAUAUUGUAACAAAUCAGCAACUCCAGUGUCCCCUUUAUGUGUACAAUGGACACAUUGUGACACAGGUGUUACAUCUUCAGUGUUUUACACCAAAAUUCCACCUGAAUGUUUACGCACUAAUUUAUCAUGCAAGCCAUGUCUUCAAGCAAUAAUUUUAUAUUUUUGGAAAUGCACUCAUUUUCUCCCUUGCAAAGAGUUAAACGAAAAGCUCAAUACCACACUUGUACAGUACGUGUUGAGUAAAUAUGAAGCUACAGCCAGUAGCUGCUUAACUAUGCUUAGCAUAAAGACUGGAAACAGCUAGCCUGGCUCUAUACAAAGGUAACAAAAUCCACCUAAACCACCAACUUUUUAAAGCUUCAGUAUCU